Messenger RNA from Gongylonema pulchrum, 486 nucleotides. The record is from the annotation of a GenBank genome assembly. Lineage: Eukaryota; Metazoa; Nematoda; Chromadorea; Rhabditida; Gongylonematidae.
AUGGAGAAUUGCGUAGGCGUUGGGGCAGGGAGCCAGGCUUCGGGUGUGGUCGGGUUGGGGCUUGGUUGGAGGUGGCCAGUGCACGAUCAUCCCAGUUUGCUCGUGGAAGUGCUGGCCGCUGCAGGCGAUACACAGCUUCGGGCGCCAGCGAUGGGAGCUCGAUGUCCGAAGCGGCGAGCUAUUUUUAAGGGCGUAUCUGCUUGUGCUGCCGUUGUUGCUGAUGCGUCGAUAAGAAUCAGCAGAUACGGGCGUCCGCGACGUAGUACAGCGACUCGAGGUCGAAGUGGUGGACGUCGCGAGGGGGACGCAGCGAGCAAUGUUGCUGACGAAAGCAGCCUGUCUAGCAUGGUUAAGAGCCGAAAGAGUUUAGAUGAAUGCUGUGAAGGGUGGCGUGCUUGUAAACGCCUCCAAAGCAGCCUUGGCGGUCACCUGAAAAUGUGGAUGAGCGCGGUGAACCGUUCGGGCUUGCUUGAAGACGAGCGGCCU